This is a messenger RNA of Durusdinium trenchii, 1517 nucleotides long. Lineage: Eukaryota; Dinophyceae; Suessiales; Symbiodiniaceae. The record is from the annotation of a GenBank genome assembly.
CUUUUAAUGUGUUUGCUCGAAACUGAACUGGUCUUUCUCGAAACUGGUCGCCUUUAGAGCAUGGCUUUGGGAAUAGAGUCUAGAGUCAUUGAAAACUUCGUUGGAGUUGCACUGGACUUGGGAAGCACACAAUGGGAGGCUCCCGCUCGGAUUCCGGAUCGUUGCUCAAGCGCUUUCGUCGAAUCACGUUCCUCGUCACUCCCGUUAACUAACCGACUCCUCGGCAACGUCGAUUGCCGGCGGUGCGUUAUGGAGAACGCACAGACUCAGACUCAUCCCGCUUGGUGUGGCAUCUAUGGUGUUGGGAUCAUUUUCUUUUUGGUUCUUUAUGGAAUCUUUCAAGAAGGAAUCAUGACAGUGCCCUACGACGGUGUCCUCUUCAAGUAUUCAGUCUUCUUGGUGCUAUGCAAUCGCUUGGCGGCUGUGAUAUUUGGCUUGGCAAUGGCAGUAGCGAAAGGCGAGAAGUUGACAAACCAGGCACCACUCUGGAAGUACUUGAUCGUGUCUUUGUCCAAUGUUUAUGCAAGCACCUGCCAAUAUGAGGCCUUGAAAUAUGUGUCGUUUGCAGUGCAGAUGCUGGGCAAAAGCUUCAAGAUGAUGCCAGUGAUGAUUUGGGGCAUGAUCAUCUCAGGAAAAUCUUAUGGCUUACGUGACUGGGGCGUGGCUCUUGCGGUCACACUCGGGUGCACAGAAUUCUUGAUGACCGGACCCACGAAUUCCAAAGUGGACUCUGGGAACAGCAUGUGGGGCUUUGUGCUCUUGGGUGGGUUUUUAGCACUGGAUGGAUUAACAUCUACUUUCCAGGAGAAGCUCUUCAAGGAACACCAGACCACGAAGUACAACCAGAUGGUCUACAUCAACAGCUUGUCAGCCACCGUCUCUACCAUGACCCUUUUGGUCACAGGUGAUUUGAUGCCGGCCAUUGGCUUCGGUUUGGCACAUCCCAAGUUUUUACUGGACAGCACCUUGUUGAGUGGCUCCGCUGUCGCCAGCCAGUGGUGCAUCUAUUCCCAAGUGAAAGAGUUCGGAGCCUUGGUUUUCGCGGCCACCAUGAAUGUGCGCCAAGUGGUGUCCAUCCUUGUGUCCUAUGUGAAGUAUCACAACCCAGUGACCGGGCUUCAGAUUGUGGGCUUGGUGAUCAUUUUUGCGGCCCUGUCGUGGAAAUCGCUGUCAGGGCUUCUGAAGGCGCAAGACCCAGAGAAGAAACCGCUCAUGGAUGCAGAAAAGCCAACUGCCAUGGACAAGAAGGUUUGAGAUGGUUUGAGUAUGUUUGCCUUGCGCGUACAAAGAUCGCGAUCCGCGAUCCUAGUCUGACCUAUUUUCUUUGCAGCGAACAAGUGCCUGAGCUGCGUGAAAGUGCGGGUGGCGGAGCACUGAGUUGCACAGCAUGUUUCAGUAAGAGACUACGAAGCUUUGUGUCCAACCCUUUUGUUGUUCAUUUGUUCCAGCGAGGAUCAACAUUGUAUGAUGCAGUUCGUGACCGGUCACAAAGUAUGGAGAUUCAAACAUGAAUGAAC